This is a messenger RNA of Trichomonas vaginalis G3, 1392 nucleotides long. Its product is annotated as tubulin polyglutamylase TTLl11 family. Gene Ontology annotation, biological process: microtubule cytoskeleton organization; protein polyglutamylation. The coding region runs from base 1 to 1392 and encodes 463 amino acids. The transcript has a single exon. Gene Ontology annotation, cellular component: cilium. Lineage: Eukaryota; Parabasalia; Trichomonadida; Trichomonadidae. The record is from RefSeq and is a predicted model, not a curated record. Gene Ontology annotation, molecular function: tubulin binding; tubulin-glutamic acid ligase activity.
AUGACAUGGGAAAUCACAGGUUCUACGUCAGAUUGCGAUAUAUUUUGGAUGGACACAAACGUAAACGUAGAGUUUUGCUCAAAAAUGAAGCCAUAUCAAUUUGUAAAUCAUUUCCCUGGAACAGGUUGCAUAUCUAGAAAGGUUAAUCUCAGCAAAAACUUUUUCGCAAUGCAAAAACUAUUUCCUGAACAAUAUAACUUCCAUCCCAAAUCAUUUACAGUCCCAGCUGAAAGAAGUACACUGAAAAACUAUAUGGAAUCGAUGCCUGCUGAUCAUCGUACAUUUAUUAUCAAGCCAGACCUUGGAUCUCAAGGAAAAGGCAUCUAUCUUAUACAGGAUCCCAAUGAGGCUCUUGAAUGCAAGAAGCUUGCUAUUGCGCAACAACUAAUCGACCCAUAUCUUAUUGAUGGAUUAAAGUUUGAUCUAAGAGUCUAUGCACUCGUUUCAUCAAUUAAUCCACUUCGUGUUUAUGUCUACAAAGAAGGCUUAGCUCGCUUUUGCACAGAAGAAUAUGAAAAACCUACUUCUAAGAAUAUGAACCAAUCAUACAAAUUCCUUACAAAUUACAGCUUGAACAAACAUAAUAAGAAGUUCGAGCAGUUUCAUGAUGGAAAAGGUCAUAAAAGAUCAAUUUCAUGCGUUUUCAAGCAGUUGCUUGAAAAUGGCGUGGAUAUUGAUAAACUUUGGGAGGAAAUCCACAGAAUCAUUGUACUGACUGUCAUUAUUGGACAACCAAUCAUAGCACAUAAUUAUAAAUCUUCAAUCAAGGCUCAAGAUGGCAAAUCUAGAUGUUUUGAGAUAUUAGGCUUCGACAUACUAAUUGACAGUAACUUGAAACCAUGGGUUCUUGAAGUAAAUCACUCUCCUAGCUUUUCGACAGAAUCAGACUUCGACUACCAUGUUAAGAUGGAUUUAAUUAGCGAAGCACUGAAAAUCCUAGAUAUUAACCAUAUUAUGAGAUCCAGAAUCAUCAAUAUUGAUAAGCAAAGAACAUAUCAAAGAAUUAAUGGAACAAGACAAACUGACAUCCCUCAGUUAUUCAAUCCUACAUUAGAGUCAAGAAUAGCUUCAUCAACAGGCUGGAAGCUAGUUUAUCCAGCAGCAAAUGCAGCUGAAUUUGAUAAGAUUUUAAAUCGAAUUGAAGAUCUUCCUAAAUACGGCAUUGAAGAAACACAUGCAUUCGUAUGCCGAAAGAAAGCUUCUCAGACACAAAUUGAUGAAAUGGAGAGAAAAGCACUCGAAGCAAAAAGAGAACCGAAACCAUUCGUUACAUCUUUUGGCCAAUACUCGAUUUUAUCUCCAAAAUCACAUCAUUUGUUUGUUGCUCCUAAAGUUAGACCUCAAACUGAUACAAGAAGACAACCUGCAAGAUUAAUUCGUUUAAAAACGUAA